CAAUGAGUAAAGAGUAAAAACGCGUUUAUUGCAAAAAAUGUUUCUACUGGUAUCUUUACUAUAACUGGUAAUAUUGAAAUGUUAAACUUUAAGACGAAUUCCCUACAGAUGUAAGUACACGCCACGCCACUGUUUUCUGCCAACACCCCUAAUUUAAAGAUUGGACUCGUCCGAGACGAGUUUUCGUCUCUGCGCACUCCUACCACCGUGGACGAUCUGUCAUUUCGCGGACUCUAACCUCAAAACAACACGUGUUGGCAUUUCUCCAGUUGUUAACGUUUUAGUGUAUUAUUUUGUUAAAACAUGGUUUCCAAACGCAAAAAGAAGUACACAACCGGCGAGGGUGCCCAAUUCAUGACCCGCAAAGCGGCCCUCAAAAAGCUCCAAUUAUCCCUCAACGACUUCCGCCGCAUCUGCAUCCUUAAGGGCAUCUACCCCCGUGAGCCCCGAAACCGCAAACGUGCCCAGAAGGGCCAGUCCGGUAUCAAAACCCUCUACCACGUCAAAGACAUCCAAUUUCUGUUACACGAGCCCAUGAUUUGGCGCCUUCGCGACUACAAAAUCUUCAACAAGAAAGUCGGGCGUGCCCGAGCUGUUAAAGACUUCGAAUCGUUGAAGAAAUACCUGAAUAACCACCCAACUUUGAAACUCGACCACAUUGUCAAAGAGCGAUACCCCACGUUUUUGGACGCGUUGCGCGACCUGGACGACUGUCUCACUUUGUGUUUCUUGUUCAGUACGUUUCCGUCAAUCCCUCACGUCCCCCGCGACCAGAGUGCGCUGUGUCAGAGGCUCACAAUUGAGUUUUUACACGCGGUGAUCGAGGCCAAGGCCCUAAGGAAAGUUUUUAUUUCAAUCAAGGGGUAUUACUACCAAGCGGAAAUCAAAGGUGAGACCAUUACGUGGAUUGUGCCCCACCAUUUCGCGUUCGAGCCCCAGAGCAAGGCCGAAGUCGAUUUUAAGUUAAUGUCGACUUUUGUCGAGUUUUACACGAUUAUGUUGGGUUUUGUCAAUUUCCGGCUCUACCACCAAUUAAAUCUUUACUAUCCUCCCAAAUUCACAAAUUUGAGCCAAACAGACAGUGAGAAAGAAAUCGUAGACGAGGGGAUUUUUGUGUCAGAACGUGUGGCAGCCCUUAAUUUCCCUCUAUCCAAAAGUACGAAUUCAGCAAUUGAGGACGAAGUCGAAAUUGAUAAUUUCAACACUGAGAACAGUCCGGAGAAAAUCGAAGAGGCGCGAAUUGAGGCUGAAAAAAUAAAAAAAUUGAAGACACUUUUCAAGGGACUGAAGUUCUUUUUGAAUCGAGAAGUUCCAAGAGAACCUCUCGUGUUUAUUAUCCGUUGUUUCGGGGGCGAAGUCUCGUGGGAUAAGUUACUUUUUGUGGGGGCCACGUUUGAUGAAAAUGACGAGUCGAUUACGCACCAAAUUGUUGAUCGACCCUCAAUGGAGAAGCAAUACAUUUCACGAUAUUACGUUCAGCCCCAGUGGAUUUUUGAUAGUGUUAAUGCGAGGGAACUCCUCCCUGUUAAUAAAUACUUUAUGGGGGAGAUUCUCCCCCCGCAUUUAUCGCCGUUUACUAACGAAGGGCGGCAUCAGGAGUAUAUGCCUCCGGAGGAAAAGGCUCUGUAUGAUCCUGAAGCUUUGGAGGAGUUGCAUAAGAAGGGAGAAAGUGAUGAGGAUGCAGACGAAGAAGAAGAAGAAACUGAAAAUGCAGACACAACGAACGAACAAGUUGAAGAAGAGGAAGAAGAAGACGAGGAUGAAGAAGUUGAAGCGGAGGAAACGGCGCCUGUGAAAAAGAAAUUAAAGGUAACUCCAGGUGAAAUAUACAAGGAAGUUCCUUGGGAGAAGAGUCGGCAAGAGAGGCAGGAAUAUAAACUUAGGGAAAAGUUGGUUAAAAACAAACACCGAAAACUGUACAAGAGCAUGAUGGCCGGCCGCAAAGAAAGGGCGAAAGAGAUUUGGUUGUUGAGGAAGAAGCGACGAUUACACGAUGAGAAACAAAAAGAAGAAAAGAAAGCGAAAAAGAAACAACAAAAAAGCGCGUCAGUUUCAUAAUUAUUUUAUUUUUUAUAAAGUACAUAAAAUAUUUCAGUGGAUUAAGUUAUGCAAUAAAUAGUAAUCUUCCUGUUACUUAAUUGUACAUCUUAUAAAUAAAUAGAAUUGAAGGAAUUCACUAAAAA
Molecule: messenger RNA, 2183 nt
Organism: Tribolium castaneum (red flour beetle)
Lineage: Eukaryota; Metazoa; Arthropoda; Insecta; Coleoptera; Tenebrionidae
Exons: 2
Coding region: 304-2058 (584 amino acids)
Biological process (GO): ribosome biogenesis; maturation of LSU-rRNA from tricistronic rRNA transcript (SSU-rRNA, 5.8S rRNA, LSU-rRNA)
Cellular component (GO): nucleolus; PeBoW complex
Molecular function (GO): RNA binding
Source: RefSeq, a predicted model, not a curated record